UCAGGUCCAGUGUGCCUGUGACGUAGUGCUAACUGUAAAGUCGGCAGAAUCUGGGCAUCUCGGUUAAAAUUGAGGUGUUCUGUAACACAAGCCUUAAUGCAGGUCAAGCUCAAAGUUUGCUAGCUGGAAUUAUAGUUUACCAAUUAAUCAGCAAACAUGUAUGCAGGAACAGAUCCUGGACAUGUUGUGUGUAUGUGCCAAAAAGGGGCUGCUAUUUUUUUUUUUUUUUUUAAAUAAACACAAAACCCUUUUUUUUUAUGAAAACAACAGAACAGAAACCUGCUUUAUUCCCCAAUAUAUUCCCCCCAGGUCCAAUUGCUGGUCAUGUGGGAGAUGGGAAUUUCCACUGUCUGAUGGUGCUGGAUCCCACAGACCCUGACGAAGUCCAGAGAGUUCAGGAGUUCACUGACCGUCUGGCCAGGCGUGCUCUGGCACUGGAUGGGACCUGCACAGGGGAGCAUGGGGUAGGGCUGGGGAAGAGAGCUCUGCUGCGGGAGGAGGUGGGACCCCUGUGCAUGGGGGUAAUGGAGGGGGUCAAGGCCUCCCUGGACCCCCAAAACCUGAUGAACCCUGGGAAGGUCCUGUAGUAAUGCCCAGAACUGAUACUGAAGCUCCGUCUCAUUUCUCGCCAAGAGGACGACCCCUUCUGCAGCUUUGAUUGUGUGGAAAUACUAUAUACAGCAUCCCCACUACCUCACUUUGAAGAAGUGUUUAAAGAAGCCUCAGGUUUCUUGUUUCUAACUUUGUCUUCCCCCAAUAUAAAGUGCAAAUCUAAAUCACUCCUAUCACAUUAUACGGUAGUUCUAGAUUUAUGUAGAAGUGGCAUGUUAGCUAUGGACUUGAGUCCUCUAAACAUGUUUAUUUAAAAUCAUUAGUUUAUAUAAAUGCCAAGUUUUUAAAUGACUUUGAUGAUUUUACAUGCUAUACAGUAAAUUAAUGCAUCAUUUGUUCCUAAUGAGAUGCUUUAAUUAAUAAAAGCAGCUUGAAAUGUUAUGCUUUCCUGGCUAGGAUGCUUUUACAAAUAUAAAGUGUGCCAACCACACUUUCUUCUUUAGGGUUACUUCUCUUGCAUGCCCCAAUUUGUUUUGUGUACAUUUCAGUAAGUAGUCUUUCAUGCUUUCCAGAAGUCAUGCUAAAUCAAUAUUCAGGGUGAUUAAUAAAACUGGCCAAUACUGUUGCUGAAAAAACAGUAGCAAUAGAGAAUUCAAGCAAGUCACAAAGAUCAUGUGACUUUUAAAGUUUAUUUUAUUAAUAAUAGAAUUACUGUGAUACAACAAAACCCUAAUCUAGUUUCAAUAUAAUUAGCAAAGCUGCUGUCUUGAUAUACUGUAGGUAGGCUUUGUUAGUAAGUUGGUAAUUUCCUCUCUGGUGAAAAAUUAACAGCAAUGGAAAAGUUAACAAACUAAACCAUUGGUGAAAAAAAAUCAACUAACAAACAAAACACUUACAUUAAGAGAAUUGCUUCGUUAAUUGUACUGAGACUAGAUUAGGGCUUUCGUUAGCACAAGUUCUUAAGAUCUGUCUGUCUUAAUAAUAGCUAUAGUUCUGAUUUUGAUAUUUAUAGUUAUGGUGUGUGAUGUAUUAAUAUACUUGUUUUUCUCAUGUGUAGUAGUGCGACAUUGAACACAGAAGUCAGGGCAACCCAUAAUUUUAUAUAUUAUUUCAAUACCACUUAUCAAGUCACCUGCACUGAGAAACCUUUUUUCUUAGUAUGUAUAUAUUUUUCUUAUUAUUUAUUUAUUUAUUUAUUUUUACUAUAAAUGCACAAACAUUUCCAGCCAACAGUUCAAACAUCAAAAUCAGUAAACAUGAUCUAUCUCCUAAAACAGGCAUCAAUUUAAAUGAUAUAAAAAGAAAUCCCACAGCCUCUAGUAAAUAUUUAAGUGGUUCCCAGUAAGCAGAGUGGUUUAAAAAGGCUUUUCCUGAUAUAAAGGAAAUACAUUGAUUCUAGCUUAAUCUCCCAAUUUCCAAAGAUAUACAACACUGCCUGUGGUUACAAUUCCAAUCUUGGGACCAUUCCACAGCUUUCAUUGGACAAUAAACACUUUGAAAAAGAAACACCCCAUGUGCCGUAACUUGUUUGAAUUCAGUCAACACAUAGUGCUACUGCGAUUGAAUUCAGUCAACACAUAGUCUACUGUGAUUGAAUUCUGUCAACACAUAGUGCUACUGUGAUUGAAUUCUGUCAACACAUAGUGCUACUGUGAUUGAAUUCUGUCAACACAUAGUGCUACUGUGAUUGAAUUCAGUCAGCAUAUAGUGCUAAGCUCCCCAAAAGGUACCUACCCCUCCCCAAAGACAUUCAGUCACACCCACCCACCCACUCUCGCUCACCCACAAACACACAGUUUAUACAGGUGGCCUUAUUUGGCAACUUUCACUUACAAAGUGUAUCUAGGUAGAAAUAAAGAGGGCUCAUCCAUUUUUCUUAAUAGAUUGUAAACAUCAGCAAAAUAAUAACAUACGCACACACACAAAACAUAAAAUUUGUAAACAUUUCAAGGACAGACCAACAAACUGCACUGCCAAAAAAAUAACCUCACUUCGUCAAUGUUCUUCGGUUCAGAUGCUUCACAAGAGGCCCAGGAAUUCAAAUGUGGCUCAUUCUCCAAUUCAAUUGCGUCUUGACCUAAGCCUCCGUACGUACAACUCUGUAACCACCACCAAUAAUCUGUCCAAGCCCUUUCAUUUAUGAGAGAGAGAGGUUUUUUCAAGUCAAGAGUUUUAGAGCUACCAUGAUCUGGACUGUAUUUUUUUUUUUCCCCCACGGUAAAAAAACGGCUUAUUUCACAGCAUUUCAUGGGUAUUUCCAGAUA
Polyodon spathula (Mississippi paddlefish) is the source of this 2816-nucleotide messenger RNA. It is a transcript of the gene ldhd, whose product is annotated as lactate dehydrogenase D. NCBI's taxonomy places the organism in Eukaryota, Metazoa, Chordata, Actinopteri, Acipenseriformes, Polyodontidae. Gene Ontology annotation, cellular component: mitochondrion. Gene Ontology annotation, biological process: lactate catabolic process. The record is from RefSeq and is a predicted model, not a curated record. Gene Ontology annotation, molecular function: D-lactate dehydrogenase (NAD+) activity; D-lactate dehydrogenase (cytochrome) activity; flavin adenine dinucleotide binding. The transcript is spliced from 2 exons. The coding region runs from base 258 to 587 and encodes 109 amino acids.